Molecule: messenger RNA, 798 nt
Organism: Theileria equi strain WA
Lineage: Eukaryota; Apicomplexa; Aconoidasida; Piroplasmida; Theileriidae
Product: signal peptide containing protein
Exons: 1
Coding region: 1-798 (265 amino acids)
Source: RefSeq, a predicted model, not a curated record
AUGAAGAUUCUUGCAAUACUUUGCGUAACCUACGCGUUAAGGCUCUGUAGCUGUAGGAGGUUUGACGAGAUAGCCGCAGGUUUUAACGGUGAAGUGGCCAGGGCUCAGGAACUUAUAGAAGAGACGAAAUCAGCCCUAAGGGGUGCUAGAAAUAAGCUUAAAGACUAUACCAAUGCCUGUACAGAUAUACAAAAUGCCAAAAAAGAAGAGUUGGAAAGAACUAGAAGUGCCCUUGAGACCGCAGAAAAGGUUCUGGAAGCAGCCUCCGGAACCGAUAUGGUCCUAAGGGUCCUGCAAAAGGUCAAGGAAGGCCUAGAGUCCGAUUUAAACUACACGAUUCCAUCCGUAGAAUCUCAAGAGAGUCUUGUCACUGAGGCUAUGAAGAGGGUAUCAGAUGCUCAAUAUCUGCUAAGCAACAUACAACCCUUGGAAAAGUUUUAUGAAGGUGGUAAUGAACAGAAGCCAUUGUGGGAUAUUCCAGCAGAUACUGAACCAGUGACCACUCCCGUAGCAAAGCCUGUAAAACCUAGGUGUACAACCGCUGAAAAUACCAAACCUAAAAAAACUCCCCCAAAACCUGCAAACAAUAGACCAAAAAGGCCAGAAGGUACACAAGCUACUAGAGGCUCUAAAGGAAUAACUCUUCCACCAUCUCAACAGAAUGAAGAAUGUGAGGAACUACUAUCUGAGGAACCUUACCUCUAUGACAAUGCACCCAGAGAGGAGAUAUAUGAGAAUGGAUUGACAAGGAAUACCUGUAAAGUAACAACUACUUCAACAGUUAAAGUUGUCCCCUGA